Bombus terrestris (buff-tailed bumblebee) is the source of this 4126-nucleotide messenger RNA. RefSeq names its product LIM homeobox transcription factor 1-beta.1 (gene Lmx1a). Gene Ontology annotation, cellular component: nucleus. Gene Ontology annotation, molecular function: DNA-binding transcription factor activity, RNA polymerase II-specific; RNA polymerase II transcription regulatory region sequence-specific DNA binding. The transcript is spliced from 5 exons. The record is from RefSeq and is a predicted model, not a curated record. NCBI's taxonomy places the organism in Eukaryota, Metazoa, Arthropoda, Insecta, Hymenoptera, Apidae. The coding region runs from base 1952 to 3160 and encodes 402 amino acids. Gene Ontology annotation, biological process: neuron differentiation; regulation of transcription by RNA polymerase II.
UUUUUUUUUUUUUGGUGGUUUAGAUUGUUGGUUUCGAUUCUUGUUCGUCUAAAUUGAAACUGACAAUUUAGUCUUUAAGAUAUCUAAACUGCAAUAAUAUUCUAUGGUUCUUUUACGCAAUAUGCAAUAUCAUCAAUCUCAUCGAUAAAGCUACCCUCGAUUAAUCCAGGAAUUCUGAAAUGAGAGCUUGUAAUCUUUAACUAUCACUGAGAUAUCUAACUCGAAGCUUCGAAUCAUUCCGAAUCAUUAAUCGAAUUCUAUCUCGAUGUUCUUAAUACGAUCUAAUCAAAUCUUCAGAAGUUCUAAAUUUCAAGAUUCGAUUAGGGGCGAUUCUAAAUGUUUAAUCGACACUGCCGAGACAGGUAAAUCUUAACAAUAUCGCACCACUUAUCUAUAAAAUACCUAAACCACAAAUUGAAGCUCAUUUCAAACAUUCUGGAAACCUCACACGCCAUCAAAUUCCAUCUAACGAAAUGAAAAUUGCCAGUCGAAUUCUACCUCGAUAUUAUAUUAUCGAUCGCCAAACAAAGAUUCCAAAUUCAAGAUAGCAAGUUCAAGAUCGCUUAAAUCUUAACAAUACCGCCUGUCCAUAAUAAAAUACGAAAAGCCACGAAUCUUGUCAUUUCUUAGCAUCUCAGGAACGACACCAUCGCCAUUUCUCAAUUGAAAUCAAAUUGAAACCCCCAAACCAAUAGAACGUACACCACCGAUCGGACCCUAUCUCAAUAUUCCUGACAUCGCUGUCAAAUCAUCGAAUCUUCAGAAAUUUCUAAUUCUGGAUAGCAACGUCGAACUUCCAACCAACAUCCCUUAAACAGCUAAAUUUUAACAUUAGCGCACCGCCGCUCUGUAAGUUACUCAAACCACCAAUCAAACCCUCUCUAAACAUCCUGAAAACCACGCUCAUCAUCAAAUUCCCUAAUUGGGAAUUGAAAAUAAAUUGAAAGUAACAACGUCGAACUAAGAGAAUCAAACCCAGCGGUCGAGCCCUGUCUCAGCAUCCUCGAAACUGAGCUUACCAUCAAAUGCUCAACUGGAAAUUGAAAAGAAAUUCAAGGUAACCACCCCGUGUGUUGCACGAGCAGUGUACGUCACUGUCGUGCGAUAUUGAUCCUCGGAAGCGUCGUGCAUCUGGUUGAGAACCACGGUCAGUAUUCACCCUUUCCACUUCUCUACGUUCAGAGGCGGAUCCGGCAUGAACCAAUCGUCUUUGUUCCUCGGUUUCCCUUAGUUUGCUCGAAACGUCCCGCCUUCGACCCUUACCCUUCAGUCGAUGGUCUACGACCGAUAGGUGGGAAUGAUUUUCACUGUCGAUGCGGUGGCUGGAGUCAAAAAAGCCUGAGAGUUCGGCUGGUAGAAACGUUGGAGCAGUUAUCGCCUGAACGUGACACCAACAAGUCUCGUCGACCUAUUAAUACAAGAAAACCACCCUUGAACACGGUGGUCUAAAAACAGAAAGAUAACACAGAAGCCGAAGAUGGUAUCAACCACGAAGUGCAGUUUCCAUCGCUGUUGGAAAUCCGUGAGAGUGUCUGGCAUCGCUCACAGGAUCUUUUCUUGAGACCUAUCGCCGCGUCGAAGGACGGGAGAGGGUUGAUUAAUCGGACGAUCGGACAACGUGACGCUUUAGUGAAUUCGGAUUUUUCUCUUUGCGACUCGAGAACGUUCUUUUAAAGGGAAGUAUCGACUCCGACGGACGUGGUGUCGAAGGACUUAGAAGUUUCACAUUGUUCUUACACAGGACACGUUCGUUGUUUCAUGGUUUUUACGUAAAGUGACUGAAUUUUGUUCUUUUUUCUUUUUUUCGAAAAGUGAUAUCGAAUGAAAAGAGGAAUCGUCGAGGGGGGAUAAUCGAAGGAAGAGAAGGAAAAAAAGAUUGUUAGAAAGUGUUGCUUGUGAAAAAGUGGUGGGGAGGAGUUGAGAAAUUGACAGCUCGAGGGCACGAGGAACCAUGUUGGAAUUCUACCCUCCGCUUCCUAGUAGCUUGAACCGGCAGAGUGAGUCGGGCCCACCAACUAUGGUCUCCGCUGCACCACCGAUUCCUUUUCGACCUGCCAACGACAAUAACGACGCAGAGCCGUCAGUUUCAGUGAAAACGGAGUCCUGCCUGCUGGAGACGAUCUGCGCUGGUUGCGGUCGUACGAUAGUCGACAAGUACGUGAUGCAAGUCGCUGGAAGGAACUACCACGAGGAAUGUCUUUCGUGUGCCGCGUGUGCAACACCGCUUACGCAUUCAUGUUUCAUCCGUGAGCUAAAACUCUACUGUCGAAACGACUACGAGCGGAUCUUCGGUGUGAAGUGUGCACGUUGCAUGGAGAAGAUCAGCUGCUCGGAUUUCGUAUUAAGGGCUCCGGGUUUGGUGUUUCACGUGGAGUGUUUCGCGUGUUGCAUGUGCGGCCAACCAUUACUUCCUGGCACCCAGUAUUUUCUCCGUCAGGGACAACCCAUCUGUCGAAGGGACUAUGAACACGAAUUGUACUUAAACAGCCCUCAAGACGAUGAUCUACUGGACGAAAAUCGGCCCCGCGAUGGUCGUCGGGGUCCCAAGAGACCGCGGACGAUCCUCACGUCGGCGCAGAGGCGCCAAUUCAAAGCGGCGUUCGAGGUAUCACCGAAACCCUGUCGAAAGGUUCGAGAGGCCCUAGCAAAAGAGACGGGCCUCAGCGUGCGCGUGGUUCAAGUCUGGUUCCAGAACCAGCGGGCGAAGAUGAAGAAGUUGCAGAGGAAAGCGAAAACCGAGCCUGGAUCCGAUAAGGAACCGAAGGAGGAACGCCGAACGGAGAGUCCUCAUAGCGAUCACAGUCAUUACUUGAACGCCAUGAACAUGCGCGACGGGGAAUCUUCUAGCUUCCCCUCAAGCACCCAACCGCUCAACCCCAAUAACCCGUACUCGCCUGACGACGCUUAUCCAGGCCACUCGGGUGAGAGCUUCUGCAGCAGCGAUCUGUCGUUGGAUGGUACGGAGGCUGGCUUCGACAUAGGCGAGAACGAGGGUGGCGGCGGCCAGGAGGGUGGCCAUCAAGCUAGCAGCCACUCCCACCACGGGCCAACGUCCCACGAGGCGCCGCCGUUGUCCCAGAGUUUACACGCGACGAUUCACAAUCCCAUCGACAAACUUUUUAUGAUGCAGAGUAGUUACUUCAGUGGUGACCACGCGUAAUCCGCGAAAAGAAAAGAAGAAAACGAAGAAAAAAGAUAGAAAAGGAGAAAAAAUGAAACAAUGUUCUGCUCUUUUUCUCGCGACUGGUUCUCCCCUGCCUCGUCGACAUAGCUGGUCCCUGCGCGAUGUGUCCUAUAGUCAUAUUUGUUGCCUCGGCAGAUUGUUGUUAACAAACGUAAUUCGUCGAUUCCGAAUUGAGAUUUUUCUAUGUCGGCGUUAUUUUGCAAUGUGUCAAAGUAAUUCCGUUGACCCUCUCUGAAUAAAAUCAAACCAAAAGAAAACAUUCAGGCACUUAUUAAAUUAAAUCUUGAACUAUCCAAUAUUUGGAUAUUUUAAUGGAUUAAUGUUCGAGGAAUAUUAAACAAUUGGUUGACAUAUUCGAGAAAUUCAUAAUGAAAUUUCAGAAAAAAUUUCAACGAUUGAAUUAAUUAGUACGAAUUAAGAUGAUAAUGACACUAAGUAAUGAAACUUGUCGUUAAUUGUGGAAAGAUUUCAGUACACGUACUGUUCAAUUUCUGAAGUAAAUUUUACAAAUUAUUUGACUGCAUUCUAUUUCGAAGAAGAAGGAAUAUAAUAAGAAAGUCAAAAUAUUUCUCGAUUUUUAAAAAGUAGGAAGAAAAUGACGCAUGUUUAUAUGAAUUAAAAUUGAUUCAGGAAGGGUCGACUUGCAGAUCGUAGCAUUGCAGUAUGAGUUACAGGAAAAUUAAUAGCCGAGCUAUUAGGUUCGACAAGAACCAUUUACUAGGAAUCAUGUGAACUAGUUAAAAUUACAAUACAUUGUAUAAAAAAGAAAAGGUGUUUUCUUGGCUAAACAAUAAUUUCUUUAUAUCCUCUUUUUUCUUAUUUUUCACCAGUCGUAUGAUAACGACGAUUAUAUUAAAAAAUUCGAUAACCACUCAAGUGGGUAUAUUAGGUUAUAAGUUUAUUUAUUUGAUAAUUAUUAUAAUAAAUCGAUAAAGCAAUUAA